AUGGCCGGUGAGCAGAACGGUAACGGCGAAGCCAAUGGCUCGACAUACCUUAGCACUCUUCCUAAGCCUGACCAUGACUGGAAGGUUUCCUUGAAGGACAAGGUCAUCGCUAUCUCUGGUGCCAACCAGGGAAUCGGCCUGGGUAUUGCUGAGGUCUGCCUCUUUAACGAUGCUGCCGCUGUCUACAGCUUGGAUAUCUCUUCGCCUGGCGAUGACUUCGCUGCCUUGAGCAAGCGUUUCCCAGGCAAGCUUGACUUCCAGCACUGCGAUGUGACGGACUACAAGAGCGUCGAAGGCGCACUUAACGCCAUUGUUGAUGCUAAGGGCCGCUUCGACGGCAUGGUUGCCAACGCCGGCGCAACUAAGCAUCAGCCCGCCUUGGAUUUCACCCCCGAACAAUUCGACUUCCUCUUCAAGCUUAACGUGACCGGCUCCUGGAACUGCGCCACCGCUGCCGCGAGGACAUUUAUCAGACUCGGCAGCAAGGGAAGCAUCGUCUUCACUGCUAGCAUGACUUCCUACAGACCUAACCGGGCUGCCCCCUCUGCACCUUAUGGCGCUACCAAGGGCGCCAUUCGCAACAUGACCCACACACUUGCCAUGGAGUGGGCGCAACACGGUAUCCGUGUCAACUCCAUCUCUCCCGGCUUUGUCAAGACCGCAUUGACCUACUACGUUGAGACUUCCCCUGACUGGGACACCAAGAUGAAGUACUACGGCGGUAUGCCCCGCUUGGCUCUGCCCCAGGAGCUGGGCGGCGCCUACGUUUACUUGUUGAGCGAGACUGCUACUUACACUACCGGUAUUGAUAUCCCGAUUGCGGGUAUUGUUGGCGCUUGGUAA
Colletotrichum truncatum is the source of this 843-nucleotide messenger RNA. Its product is annotated as putative short-chain dehydrogenase. Gene Ontology annotation, cellular component: intracellular anatomical structure. The record is from RefSeq and is a predicted model, not a curated record. NCBI's taxonomy places the organism in Eukaryota, Fungi, Ascomycota, Sordariomycetes, Glomerellales, Glomerellaceae. Gene Ontology annotation, molecular function: oxidoreductase activity, acting on NAD(P)H, oxygen as acceptor.